GGGGUCAGGUUAGCAGUUCCGGGUGUGAUUGGCUGCGAGGCGGCCCGACUGGCGCUCUCUCUCUCUCUCUCUCUCGGCCCCGGGAAACAUGUGAGCGGUUGGAGCGGCCCAGCGGCGGCGGCAGUAAUUUUUGCACACUCACGGUCGGAACGAUGGACAGCAGUGGCUACAUCCAGUUCGAGGUGGCCGAGUACAGUAACUGUGUGCUGAGCCAGCUGAACGAGCUGCGGCUCCAGGGCAAACUGUGCGACAUCAUCGUUCACAUCCAGGGACAGCCGUUCCGGGCGCACAAAGCCGUGCUGGCCGCCAGCUCCCCCUACUUCCGGGACCACUCUGCGCUCAGCACCAUGAGCGGCCUGUCCAUCUCUGUCAUCAAGAACCCGGACGUCUUCGAGCAGCUGUUGGCCUUCUGUUACACCGGGCGCCUCUCGCUGCACCUCAAGGACGUGGUGAGCUUCCUGACGGCGGCCAGCUUCCUGCAGAUGCAGUGCAUCAUCGACAAGUGCACGCAGAUCCUCGAGAGCAUCCACUCCAAGUUCAGCAUCGUCAGCAUCGACUCAGUGGUGGUGGGGGGAGGGGGGGCCGACGAGAGCCCCCCCUCGGGAACCCGCAAUGGUGUCCGCGAGGGAGCCGGGCGUUUCCUCAACCCGGUGGACAUCUCCCCCCCGUAUUACAGCCAAGCGCGGCAGCCGGUCGCGGGCGAGCCUCGGAGCGUCGAGACUCCGUCCGGACGGACCUUCCCGAGUCGGAGUUUGGGGGAGGAGAGGCACUCGGACCCGGGCAGCGGGGGGAGCGUGUCGGAGCACGAGAUCCCGAUCGAGGGCGACCAGGAGCAGGGGGAGCUGAUGGCCGGGAAUGCCCACCCCAUGGCUGGGCAGAUCACGGAGGUCAAGGUCAAGAUGGAGAAGGCGGAGAGACCCAGCUGCUCAGACAGCUCGUCAGUGGGCGACGACGGCUACCACACCGAGAUGGUGGACGCCGACCACAUGGUUGACCGGGUAGUGGCGGUGAACGUGGGCACGUACGGGCCGGUGCUGCAGCAGGCGUUCUCUCUAUCCCAGUCCACCUCGCAGGCCACCGGCUACCUCUCCCCCAGCACUGUCACCGGCUCCAGCCCCUCCCGCUCCAUGCUCAGCGGCUUCCGGGGCCGGGGCAGGCUGAAGCGGCAGAUGCAGAGCGAGCGGGGAGGUGGGGGGAGCGCGGUGGGCCUGGGGCAGGGCGGGGGGCAAUGUCAGGGCCAGGCCGGUGACGGCGAGGGCGGGCUAAGCCGGCAGAGCUACGAGGGCAGUGGCCGGGAGCACGACGCCAGGGAACAUUGGUUUCCGUACAACCAGAGGCUGAUCUGCAUCUACUGCGGCAAGUCCUUCAACCAGAAAGGCAGCCUGGACCGGCACAUGCGGCUGCACAUGGGAAUCACCCCCUUCGUGUGCCGCUUCUGCGGAAAGAAGUACACCCGCAAGGACCAGCUCGAGUACCACAUCCGCGGCCACACGGACGAUAAGCCGUACCGGUGCGAGCUUUGCGGCAAGUGUUUCCCUUUCCAGGGCACGCUGAACCAGCACCUGCGCAAAAACCACCCGGGGGUCACUGAGCUCAAAGGCCGGCCCGAGUCUCCGGACAGGAUAGAGACCCAAAUGGAACAGAAGGAAGUCAGCAACGAGGAGCCCUCACCUUCCGAGGAGCCCGCCAUUGCAGAGGCACCGAUUCCCGAAUCUUUACCGCUCUCCCACUUGUCCGAAUGAGUCGCCUUGUUAGGUUGGGGUGGGUGGGGGGGAGUUGGGGGAGGAGAGGAGGCACAGCAAAAUAGCAGAAGCACACGAGAAUGAGAAGUAAUGCUACCAUAUACACAAUAGGAUUUGGGUGAUACUUUAGCUUAUUACAGUCCGGUUGGCAUUUCACCCUUUAUACAGCCUCUGUUUCUGGUUAUACAGUAAUUCCGAUCAAAUUCUAUGUUCUUUUUUUUUUCUCCUCUCUUUCAUCUAUCGAUUCUUUCUCGCUAUCCCUCCCUCUCUCCCUCCCUCCCUCCCAGAAUUGUUUGGGAAGGCUUUUGGGGGAAACCAGUUUGAGGGCAGCGGGUUAAGGCGCUUGGUUACGAACACGGUUUUGCCAGGGGUGACCUUAACUGACGGGACACCUGGCUUCCCCACAACAGCACCGCGCAGCCCUGCCUGGCUCACUGCUCACCAGAUUGUUUCAAGCUUCAAGGUUAAAGGGAGCUAGACUUGGGGGAUCCCGAGCCCUGGAAGUCUGGCUUUAAAACCUUGUGUUCCACUGUUGGUGAGGGAACAUUAAUUUCCCCCUCGGAGUCCGUGGAGCGGAACCAUCCUAAACGAUGUAAUUGUACAACACAGAGGGAGACCACCCUACCUAUGUUGUCUGCGAGAGCUCUCUGUGUAAGAAGAGUCCAUUUUGUCCCACGCCCCUGCCCUUUCUCCCCAGUCUGACCCGCUGCCCUGUCCACUGUAACCAGACUUCCUAAAUAUUGGCUGCAGCCGGGGAAACACUUUCCACGUGUGUGACGUAUACGACGUGUGUGGAAAGUCUGACCUGGUACUAACUGGAACUUGAGCACGGCUGCUUCUGCUGUGAGUGUCUAGGUGUCAGACUGUGACCUGACUGACUCUCGCUGGUUUCCCCCUCUCUCCAGACUAGCCCCUGAAAACCCCUGGUGUGUUUUUCUUUUAUCUGACGCCCUUCCCCAUUUAAUCUUCUUUGCCUCCUGCUGUGUAGAAUUGGUUUGAAUGCUUCAGUUUAGCAUUUGCGAGAGCAGAGGCGAGUUUUAUCAAAAUCUACCUGUAAAAAAAAAACUAAAAAAAUGAUUAUUGCUCACUAAUACAUGAGAGCUAUAUAUAAAGGCAUAAAAGCGUUAUAGCAAAUAGCAAUUCUGUGUUCAAAAUAUUUUUGUACUGUGAUAACAUUUCAGGGGGUUUUUUUAAAAAAGAAAAUGAAAGUUUUUUUUAUAUAUAAUCAAAUUUUACCAUCAUUUUAGGUGAGUGUCAUUUUGAAAUUUAAAAAGCAACAUCGUGCACUUAUUUUGUUUCAGUCAGCCUUUCCUGACACCGUUUCCAAUUUGCGAUCCCACAUGGUAGGGGUGGCAGAGUUGCGGGGGGCAAAGGAUGGCAUCCUCUUUUUUGGUAACUGUUAUAUUAAAAAAAAAGUCAAGAGUAUAUGGAGUCCUGUAGCUUA
This is a messenger RNA of Callorhinchus milii (elephant shark), 3186 nucleotides long. It is a transcript of the gene zbtb34, whose product is annotated as zinc finger and BTB domain containing 34. Gene Ontology annotation, molecular function: protein binding; DNA-binding transcription factor activity, RNA polymerase II-specific; RNA polymerase II cis-regulatory region sequence-specific DNA binding. Gene Ontology annotation, biological process: regulation of transcription by RNA polymerase II. The record is from RefSeq and is a predicted model, not a curated record. NCBI's taxonomy places the organism in Eukaryota, Metazoa, Chordata, Chondrichthyes, Chimaeriformes, Callorhinchidae. The transcript is spliced from 2 exons. Bases 153 to 1742 code for a protein of 529 amino acids.